Onychomys torridus (southern grasshopper mouse) is the source of this 861-nucleotide messenger RNA. Its product is annotated as OX-2 membrane glycoprotein-like. Lineage: Eukaryota; Metazoa; Chordata; Mammalia; Rodentia; Cricetidae. The transcript is spliced from 5 exons. Gene Ontology annotation, biological process: negative regulation of macrophage activation; regulation of immune response. The record is from RefSeq and is a predicted model, not a curated record. Bases 1 to 861 code for a protein of 286 amino acids. Gene Ontology annotation, molecular function: cell-cell adhesion mediator activity.
AUGCUUCAUAUUUGCACACAAGAAUCAGAGUCUUCACAGAUGAUAAAGCAUAACAAUUAUGAGACAGCUGUCCUAGGAAGAAAUGUGACCAUCUUCUGCAACUUGACAAGUCUGGCGAAUGUUGAACAAAUCACCUGGCAGAAAAUUCAAGGCUCUUUGCUUCAAAAUAUUGGCACUUACAGCCAUAAAUAUGGAGAAAAUAUUCUCCCCCCAUAUGUAAACAGGCUGCACUGCAAGAUCCUGGAACCCAAUGCUUCCUUCAUAACUAUCCAAGGAGUGACAUUUGAGGAUGAAGCCUGCUACAAGUGUCUGUUCAACACCUUUCCACAUGGAAGCCAUGGAGAACAAACAUGCCUUAACAUUCUAACUGUACCUGAAUUAAUAAUAACUGAACUCCAAUCCAUUCCUGGCUCUGAAGAUCUCCUCAACCUCCAUUGUUCAGCUGUGGGAAAGCCUGCUCCUGGCAUCUCCAUUUACCCUUCACAGGCCCUAAUGCCCACACAAGAAGAAUACUUUACUAAGAACCCAAAUACCACAGUGACCAUCACUAAAAUACACAACAUCUCUUUGAAAACUGUGAGGUCCUUGAAUCUUCGAGACCUGGUUGUAUCUAUGACUCACCCUCUAAGAAGCGAAGAGAAGAUAGUUCCUCUGCCGGUAAAUCAAGAAGGUACCAUGAAUCAUUCUUUAAAUUGGAAGAAAACUGCAGUUGUAUUCAUUAAUCUGUUUCUUAUUUCAUGUAUCAUCUUUGGGACCGUUCUCUAUAUGAAUUUCAAAAAGAAAAGGUCAGAGAACACACCUGAACCUUCGUCAACACAGAUGUCUAACUUAUUAGCAACACCAGUGCUCACAUCGCCAUAA